AUGAAUUUGUUAAUGUGUUUUCUAAUACUUUGUUGCAUUACUAUCAUCAAUGCUAAUAUUGUAGUAGACACCAAGUUUGGAAAAGUGGCUGGCAAAGAAGUGGAUUCAAUUAUUCCUAAUGAGAAGUAUUACUCGUUUUUGGGUAUACCUUAUGCUAAACCACCUAUUGGAGCAUUACGAUUGCAGCCGCCACAACCACCUGAAGGUUGGAGCGAUAUUUUAGAAGCCAAAAAGGAAAGAAAGCCUUGUCCACAAUAUUUUUUACCGGUACGAAAUACUAAAAGAAUUGGUUAUACCGGUGACGAGGAUUGCUUAUAUCUUAGUGUGCAUACUCCAAAAGUUUCGGGAACAAACUUAGGAUUUCCUUCGAUAGUGUUUCUAUAUAAUGAACAGUUUCGAAUAUCAUUUAAUGGUUCAAAGGACUACGGUCCUGAUUUCUUUAUGAAAGAGGAAGUAAUUUUAAUAACUGUUCACCACAGAUUAGGUGCGCUAGGUUUUAUAUCAUUUGAAGAUGAAGUACUCCCAGGUAAUAAUGGUCUACGAGAUGUUAUACUAGCUCUUAAAUGGAUACAAGAAAAUAUUAAAUUCUUUGGUGGAGAUCCGUCAAGAGUAACGUUAAUGGGUAGCCAAGGUGGUGGUGCUUUAGCUGAUUUACUACUCCAAACAAAGAAAUCAGAGGGCUUAUUUCAUGCUGUAAUAUUACAAAGUGGAACUUCAUGGAACCCAGAGUACAUUGAUGAGAAUCCACGUAAAAAGGCAAAAGCUCUAGGUGAAGCAUUAGAGGAGACAUUAACCACAACUUCCUAUCUCAUUAAACGUUUCGCAGAUUGGUCAGCACAACUUAUAGCAGAAUCAGAACAUUUAGCUAUUCACGCUGAUGAUGCUCGAGCAAUACAAAGAGGUAUUGUUGCCUUUGGACCAAGCAUAGAACCGAAACACCCCGAUGCUAUUAUAACAUCAUAUCCUGAGGAUAACAACUUUAAUAUAAAUGUACCUAUUAUGGUUGGUUACAACUCAAGGGAAGGCAUAGAAUUUUCUGAACGUUUUCUACAAAAGCCGCAAUAUCUCACAUUUGCAGACAGAGAUUUCCUUUUAAUGUUUCCAAUUCGUGUAAAGUACCAUUUCAAAAUCAACGAUAAAGUUUAUUUCGAGGCUAUCGAAAAGAUCAAGGAAUUUUAUUUCGAUGAAGGUUAUGUAAAAAUUAGUAAACCGGGAGAAUAUAUAUCUUAUAUAACUGAUAUAACUGCAUUUUACAACACUGAUUACGCAGUAAGGAAAUAUACCAACAUGUCUAGUUUCCCAGUUUACUAUUACGUUUUCGAUUAUAGCGGCGAAUUAAACAUGAGAAAAAAAGCAUCUCUUCAAGAUGCAAUUAAUAUAGAUGGUACAUGGGGUGCUACUGUCGCAGAUGAAUUAUGCUACUUAUUCGUAUGUAAUCCCCGAAAAAUAUACAAAAAAUUAUUGGAAGAAGAAGAUUCAGAGGAAAUUAAAGUUUUAAAGAACAUGGUCAGAUUGUGGGCUAACUUUGCUAAAACUGGGAACCCUACCCCUACUGGAGAGCAAUUUACCUGGAAGCCAGCGACAAAACAUAAAAGAGAAUGUCUUGUGAUCAGUGAUGAACUUAAAAUGCGGGAUAAUAUUCAUGAGGACGUAGUCAAGUUCUGGGAUGAAUUUAUUUCAUCGUACAGCGUGAAAGCUAUCAAUGGAAUCAUACAAGAUAUUAUAAGGGAUGAGUUUUAA
Molecule: messenger RNA, 1740 nt
Organism: Parnassius mnemosyne (clouded apollo)
Lineage: Eukaryota; Metazoa; Arthropoda; Insecta; Lepidoptera; Papilionidae
Source: the annotation of a GenBank genome assembly